CUCUCUCUCUCUCUCUCUCACACACACACACUAUAGUAAGGGAAACAAGAAGACAUAUGCUUGCACACAAAGUCAGAAACCACCUGCUUAACUACUACUUCGAACCUCGCCUCCGUUCUCCGCCUGGACAACCACCAAAUUCCACCGUCUCAGCUCCCAAUCUCUUGCUCGAUUUCCGGGAUCAUUAUACAAAAUUGCUGAUAUCGUCAUAUUCUUCAUCGGAAUCUGUUUUGAUCUAAUAACAGGAAAUGGUUCGUCGAUGUGUUUGGGAAACGUUAGCAUGCCUCUCGACUGCAUUAGUGAUUCUGAAAUGCUGCUCGGUUGCUGCCGACGAGGUUACGUGUUCUGGAAUUGUACCGAUGGUGUAUCGGAAUGAUAAAAUAUCCAUAACGGAUUUCGGUGGAGUCGGUGAUGGGAGGACGUUGAAUACGAAAGCGUUCAAUGAGGCGAUUUACAGGAUUAAGCAUUUGAAGAGGAGAGGAGGGACGUUACUAUACAUACCUCCAGGUGUUUAUUUAACAGAGAGCUUCAACCUUACUAGUCGUAUGACUCUGUAUUUGGCUAACGGUGCUGUUAUCAAAGCCACACAGAACACAGCAAACUGGCCUUUGGUUGCUCCGUUGCCUUCAUAUGGAAGAGGACGAGAGCGUCCUGGAGGAAGAUAUCUGAGUUUCAUCCAUGGAGAAGGUGUCCAUGAUGUAAUUAUUACGGGUGAGAAUGGGACAAUUGAUGGGCAAGGUGGGAUUUGGUGGAACAUGUGGAGACAGAGAACCUUGCAAUACACUAGACCAAAUCUUAUCGAGUUCAAAGACUCUAGAAACAUCAUCAUCUCUAACGUGAUUUUCAAGAACUCCCCUUUUUGGAAUAUUCAUCCUGUAUACUGCAGCAAUGUUGUUAUUCGACAUGUCACCAUAUUGGCUCCAUCCGACUCUCCAAAUACAGAUGGAAUUGACCCAGAUUCAAGCUCCCACGUUUGCAUCGAAGACUCCUACAUCUCCACAGGAGAUGACCUAGUGGCUGUAAAAAGCGGGUGGGAUGAGUAUGGGAUCGCAUAUGGUCGUCCUAGCCACGAUAUUACAAUCCGUCGAGUCAGUGGAUCCUGUCCAUUCGCCGGAAUUGCAGUCGGAAGUGAAACAUCCGGUGGAGUAUAUAAUGUAUUCGCAGAGCAUAUAACUCUUAACCAUAUGGGAGUUGGAAUCCACUUAAAGACUAACAUCGGCAGGGGCGGAAUCAUAAGAAACAUCACCGUUUCCAAUGUUUACAUGGUGAAUGCUCGUAAAGGAAUCAAGAUCGCUGGUGACGUUGGUGACCAUCCUGAUGAAAACUACAAUCGGAAUGCACUACCAGUCAUAAAGCAUGUGAGGAUCACAAACGUAUGGGGAAAGAAGGUCCAGCAAGCUGGUCUAAUAAUGGGUUUAAAGAACUCCCCUUUUACGGAUAUUUGCCUAUCUAACAUCAAUCUUCAUGGCCCUACUGGUCCGAGAAAUGUUCCAUGGAAGUGCUCGGAUGUUAGCGGAGGUGCUAUUCAGGUUAUCCCGUCCCCGUGUUUUGAGCUUACCCGCAGUAAUCGGAAAUGCUUCACUCAUUUCUGAAUCUUGCUAUAUGUAAUAUUAUUGAAAGAUGAUAUAGAUAGAAAACAUUGUAACAUGAAAAGAACUUCAAUUGAUGCCAAAAUCAUAUUCAUAUAAUAGUCUCCACAUA
This is a messenger RNA of Cynara cardunculus var. scolymus (artichoke), 1701 nucleotides long. Its product is annotated as probable polygalacturonase. The transcript has 7 exons. Bases 249 to 1592 code for a protein of 447 amino acids. Gene Ontology annotation, biological process: carbohydrate metabolic process. The record is from RefSeq and is a predicted model, not a curated record. NCBI's taxonomy places the organism in Eukaryota, Viridiplantae, Streptophyta, Magnoliopsida, Asterales, Asteraceae. Gene Ontology annotation, molecular function: polygalacturonase activity.